GAGAUCUAAGAUUCAACGAUUCGAGACCUACUACAGUGAAGAAACAAAUAGUUCAUCUCGAAGUGUAUCCACGCCUAGUAGAACUAAGGUGUUCAUCUCCUCCUCACACCUCAACAUCACAGUUCAUCAACAACGACAAAGACCGGAUCUUCACGAGUUUUUCCAAAAACCACAAGUCCAAAACAACCCCAACAGCAGCAUCAUCAAAGCAACAAGGGAACACUCAAAAGGAACAAAAAACCAACCACAAGAUAACAACAUCAUCAACACUCAAAACCAACAAGAUGUUGCGUCACCUUCUCUCCUCGUUUUCCCUUGCAGUACUGCUCUAUUCCCACGUGGGAGGCGCUGAGAAAACAUGGCUAUCAAAGUUUCCCAAGUUUCCGGAGGCUAAAUCACUGGAAGUAGUUCACUUUGUGACGGUGAAGAAGGAGAGCACACCCACGAUGUUCGUUUCGGGACCUGUGCAGCUUGUCGAUUUAUGGCUGAUGAUGCAUGGACUGUGAAUUUUAUUUUCUAGUACCAAGCUUCUAUCAUAGACAUAGCACCAGAAGAUAAAGGCUCCUGAGCAAGGUGACGAAGUCAAAUGGUCGUGUUAGCUUUCACAAUCAAUUUAGAACUGGUUGAAAAGUGUGAAGAAAUGGUUGUAAGUUGUGUAGCUGUUUGAAUUGUUUUGCUCUAACAUCGGCGAAAACCAAUGCCCGCAUCUUCGAUGCGUCGCAGAUGAAAGGCUUAGGCCUCGCUGUCCUUUCCCAUUCUCAACUCGUGAAGGUGCAGAUAAUUAGAGUUACUUAUUUUGACUGGGAGGUAAGGAUGUGGUAAUGCUAUGCCAACAUCGACAAUUUUUAUCGUCAUCGCGACCGAGUGGAUUUCAACCAUGGACCUUCUACUGACUUGCUCAACACACCAACCAUCUGACGGCAAACACAUCCAACGCUCAACACCCUCCCCUCCACAACACACUACAGCUCUCCGAUACGGGUGUUAGCUUUUGUGAUAAGGAUGGUGCCUUCACUCUGGGAGAUGCGUAUAGUUGGACGCUGGCGGACCUAGAGGGUGCAAGCGCGUCUAAGGUCUACAAACCUGUGUCCUCUGGGCUUUACUAUUAUGACGACGAGAGCAGGUGGAUUUAAUUUCCUGUUAAUGAGAGGACACAUCAGGACCUAUCAGCAUGCAAACGAAAUGUAAAUAUUGUAGACUAUUCGAGACUACUAGAAGUGAGUCUAAACUUGCCACUAAGUUGUAUCGGGGAAACGAAGUACUGUUCGUUGGCGUUGAGCUACAACAGUCAGUACAGUAUACCGUCACCUCCUUCACACAUGUUGUAAGUACUUCUUCUUCUCGAAUACUAUGCCUUCACCUCUAACCACUCGUCGUGCAAACAAACUGUGCAGAAAAAAACCUGCCCUUCAAAUUCUCUGCGGGUGAACUUUCUACGACCUCUGUUGCAGGAUGGCUGCCGGGUGAAGAGAGUCCGAAGCUGGCGUUUUAUUUUUACUUGCUUACGGCAAUGGCUUUGGCUACUUCAUGAGGCUGUCUUCAUAGAUGAAAGGGUUCCUGCUCAUGGCUUAUACUGCGGUAUUAUGCAUAGAUCGGUGUACUACGAGUAAGAAAGCUUUCUGACGAGCGAACAGUUGAUAUACUUGCAUAGAGGUACUUCUUGCUAUUAUAACAAGUGCAGUACCUCUAUGCACUAGAGCGCAUUUUGCGAAGAGAUACUUUCCUACCUACCAUCUACCUACCUACUUACCUACCUACCUACGUGAACAACACUUUCAUACUCCUCGUCGCUUACGUAGGAUUGUUGGCUGUCUGGGGAGUCUGGUGCAAAUCAUGGGCAGAUGUGUUGUUCAACAUCCACCAUUACAUCACUGUCGCGAUUCUUGCAGGUCUGUUGGAAGCGGCUUGCUGGUAAUAUUUUCAGUUUGAUGGGGAUCCGAUCAUCUUGAAGGCUUGGUUACUUACUCAAUUGGAUUAUCACCUGUGGUUGGCCUCAAGACACUCUAUUCUUUUCUAUCCUCUCUUAUCCUAUCUUAUCCUAUCUUAUCCUAUCUUAUCCUAUCUUAUCCUAUCUUAUCCUAUCUUAUCCUAUCUUAUCCUAUCUUAUCCUAUCUUAUCCUAUCCUAUCCUAUCUUAUCCUAUCCUGUAUCUUUUGCAGUCAGGUCAAGAAUAAGCUAUUACACUGCUCAUUUUUUCUUUUCCGGCAAUCCACGAUCUUAGAAGUAGAAACUUCAAGAACUACUACAGGUACACCUCUGGUACACCUCUCUCUUUGACUGGAACUUUCUUACAGGUACAUAUCUCUCUUCCACUUGAAUCCUUACAGGUACAUCUCUCUCUUCCACUGGAACUUCCUUG
Amoebophrya sp. A25 is the source of this 2358-nucleotide messenger RNA. The record is from the annotation of a GenBank genome assembly. NCBI's taxonomy places the organism in Eukaryota, Dinophyceae, Syndiniales, Amoebophryaceae.